AUGAGCGAACAGUAUACUGUGGGCAUCAUUUGCGCCCUCGCGCUUGAAGCGACAGCCGUCGUCGCAAUGCUAGACGACGUAUACACUGACAUGAUUGAUCAAGAUCAACAUGACCAUAAUUCUUAUCGGUAUGGUCGCCUUAACCAUCACAAAGUUGCCAUCGCAAGUCUCGGUUCCGGGGUAUACGGUACCAACUCCGCGGCCGUAGUGGCGACAGAUAUGAAGCGAACGUUCAAGAAUUUGAGAUUCGGGCUAAUGGUUGGCAUUGGAGGGGCUGCCCCUGUGCCUAGCUUAGAAGAACACGAUAUUCGUCUCGGUGACGUGGUCAUUGGCAAACCCGCAGGGACCUAUGGGGGUGUUGUACAGUUCGACUACGGCAAAACCACUCAAGAAGAUGGAAUUGUCCUAAAAGGCAGUCUGCCCUCCCCUCCAUACGCUUUACUCACAGCCCUAAGCAGGCUAGAAACCGAUCAGGAGCUUGGAGAGUGUGCACUCACAGACUCUCUGUCUGCUAUGUUUGAGAAGCGACCUGGUAUGGAAAAGCGAUAUGGAUAUCCCGGCGCCGAAAACGAUGUAUUGUACGACGCAGAAUACGUGCAUCCCAAGCCCGAAACCACGUGCGCAUCAUGUGAAGUUUCUAAACGGGUCUCGCGAGGAACACGGGGCUCUUCUGAGCCGUGGGUAUUCUGCGGUACUAUUGGUUCAAGCAAUACGGUGAUGAAGGAUGCUAUCACGAGGGAUCGGCUUCGAGAAGGUCUCGGCGUCUUGUGCUUUGAAAUGGAAGCGGCAGGCCUGUUCGAUUUCCCUUCCAUUGUCAUACGAGGUGUGAGUGACUAUUCAGACUCGCAUAAGAAUGAUCGAUGGCAGAGAUAUGCUGCAGCUACCGCGGCGGCAUGUGCCAAAACACUGCUUGGGUAUAUUACCCCGGCAACUGUGUACAAACAGCAGACAAUCACUGAAUUAAUCGAAAUCGAGAGUAAGAAGAUCAGGGACAUAAUGAAAGCCGAUCGCGAAAAUGAGCUGAGAACAAAGUGCCAUCAGUUUUUCGAUGUUCUUCCCUAUCAAACAUACAAAAACGUUAAUCCGGACAGAGAAGUAGAGACCUGCCAUUGGGUAUUUAAACAUCCCCAAUACCAUGAUUGGAUCUCCUCAUCGCAAGACAACUUGCUAUGGAUUUCUGCAGAUCCAGGAUGUGGCAAAUCUGUGCUAGCUAAAGCGCUUGUGGACGAAGUGGUCCCAAGAGAUUUCACAAUUUGCUAUUUUUUCUUCAAAGACAACGAGCACCAAGAGAAUAUCUCGAUGUCACUCUGUUGCCUCCUACACCAACUUUUCAGCCAGGUCCCGCAACUCUUAUCUCAUGCUUUACCUAUCUGGCAGGAGAGGAAAGAAACACUCAAAAAAGACUCAGAUGAACUUUGGUCACUUUUUAUCAAAGCGGCAACCGACUUGGGUGCUGGCAAUGUUGUGGUUGUCUUUGACGCCCUGGACGAAUGCUCAGAAAAGAGUAGACAGCAGCUUAUGGAGCGUCUCAAAGCCUUCUAUUCGAAGGCUUUACAAGAUACCGCGCGGAAGGCUCAUUUGAAGUUCAUUGUGACGAGUCGGCCGUACUUUAGUAUCGAAAGCGAAUUCAAAACAGCGAUUCGCGUGCCAGCGAUUCAUCUCGCAGGAGAAGCGGAAAGCACCCAGGUAAAGGCCGAAAUUGAUAUUGUGAUCAAAUCAAAGAUGCGGACCCUGAUGGAGAAACUGGGACUGAACGAGGAGAUCAGAGGAAGCAUUGAAACAAAGGUUCUAUCUAUGGAGAACCGAACAUACCUUUGGAUUAACCUGUUCAUGGAUGAUUUGGAAUACCGAGUCAAGCGAGGUGAGAAGCUGAGGGCUCGAAAUCUCGAGCAACUGCCUUUGACCGUCGAGGCAGCCUAUGAGAAGCUACUUGAUCGGCAUACGGAUAACUUCCGUAGCCGCCGUGACGCUCUGCUCCUACUCCACCUGAUCGUUGGGGCAAAAAAGCCCAUCACUGUGAAGGAGAUGGACGUGGCCUUCAAUCUGGCUCUGGAAAGCUCAGAAGGAUCUUUAGUGUAUGAACUUGAUCGUGAAUUUCUCGAUGGAGAUCGACUCGUAACGAGGAUUCGAGCCCUCUGCGGCCUUUUUGUGACCAUCGUCGACUCUCGAAUCUAUCUGAUUCACCAGACAGCCAAAGACUUUCUGCUGAACAGAAAUUCCCACAUAGAGAAUUUUUCCAACGUUCUUACGGAAGGGCAAGAUACCGUUGAAAGAGCGAAUGCAAAAUGCUGGAAAGCAUCCAUUCACUCUCCACUAUACAAUUCUCUGUGGGCACACAUUACACUAUCAUGUUUGUUGAUUCUUGACUUUGAAUCCAACGUUCUCAUUACGGUCCAUGGCGACCGCGGCCAAGUUCAAAUGUUGUUCCGAUACUCUGCAAUGCACUGGGGAGACUAUUUUCUCAGUUCGUCGAGCUCAAAGCAACGCUCACUCCAGUCCCAUGCGCUUCGCUUGUACGAAGCGGCUCAAAGCGGCUCAAGCAUGUGGUUUGAUGCUUACCAUCGACCUCAUCUGAAGUGGCUCAAAUUAGAGAGCCGACCGACCUCGCUGACUAUCGCUUGUCUUCUGGGUCAUUCGCAUUGCGUGGAACUGAUGCUUCCUGAACAAGAGCGUCCUGCAUCAACCAGUCUUGAGUGGUGUCUUGGCUCAGACCAACUGGACCCUAUCAUAUCAUCCAUACGAGCGGGUCAUCUUGAAGUAGUCAAGCUUCUUCUAGAUCACGGAAAGAUUCGAGCUGGAAGUGAACUUUGCGCAUUCGCUAUUUUGGUAUCAUCUGUUCAUGGCCAUAACCCCAUACUCAAAGCACUCCUGGAUCUCGGAGAGCACACUGAACACAAGAAUGAACAACAAGACCCAUCCUAUACCGAGAUCCUUCAAUUCACUCUCAUCGCCGUUUCCAUGCUUGGGUCCGUGGAAGCUAUGAAACUUCUCGCUGCAGACAACACCAUCUUCGAUCCUGUAUUUGAGCAAGUCAUCGACGCAGCUGUAGUCCACAAUAGACAGGAACUCUUCUGGGUGGCAAUGGAUAAAGAGUGUAAUCCUCCAAGGUCCGAAAGAGAGAAGCAACACAUUCUCAAUUAUGCAUUGCGGAUAGCAUUAGAUCGCGGCGACACCAGUUUUGGAAGACAAAUCCUGAAGAAAGGUGCAUCUCCCAAUGGGAUCUCUUCUCGAACAUUCCAUCAAGACAGCCUGGCACGGAAAGUCUCCGAGAGAUUGUUCCAUUCCAAGGGCCAGGAACUCCUCUCCACAAUACACGGGUGCAUAUUUGCCGAGGCCUUGAGAAUUGCCAGAGCACUCACGAUUCCAAAUAUUUUCCAAAAUAUCGUACGUGCCAGAGUUCCUCCGCUGAUUAACGCGGUGCUGAGGGGAAACAUAGAGAGUGCCUCUCUCCUCGUUGAGCAUGGUGCCAACAUCAACGCAAUUUCGAAAGUUAAGCUACCAGCCGUGAACAACACGACCGCGUUAGGGAUUGCGCUUGAUAAGAACCAUCGUGAAAUUGCUAUGUUGCUGAUAAAGAGAGGAGCACGUGUUCAGGAUAAUCUCAGAGGCAACAAGAAAACACUUCAAGAGAAUUUCGAAUCUGUGAUCAAAGAGCUGCUUCAAGAUGGCUUCGGCAUAGAAAGUGCCGGCAGAGAUACUUAUAUCCAAGCCAUGCGUACGGCAGAACAUCUCGAUUGCCAGGACCUUCUCACCCACCUCCGGCAGUAUGAGCCCUCUAUCACCAACGCAGAUCUCGACAAGGGUAUCCCAAAUCGAGGUUUUGGCUCAGCCGGAAACUCGCAAGAAGAACGAGAGUUUCAAGAAUUCAUGAGAAACCUUCCAAGAAAUUUUCCAAAGUUUUUUCCCGGCGGCCAAAAUACUGCUCUGCCUGACAAUGCGUCACUAGCUGAUCACGCUAGUAUAAAUGAACAUUAUAAUCUCAGAUCCUUGAUCGAUAAAGGCCUCGAUCCAAACGGACGCGGAAAGGAUUUUGAUAAAAUUGCACUCCACUGGGCAGCAGAGAGGAACCAGAAGAACCGCGUCGUCAUCUUACUUAGUAUGGGGAGUAAUCCCAAUACCCUUGAUUGUUUUGGGCAGACGCCUUUGCACUAUGCGGCGGAAAAGGGGUAUGAAGAGGUUACGCGCCUGCUUCUUCCUGUGACGGAUGCUUUGAUUGUUGAUAAGAAGGGACGGACUGCGUUAAGAUGUGCGAGAGUUAAUGGUCAUACGAAUGUGGUGCAAAUGCUUGUUCCUUUCUAUUCUGCAGGUAGGAGGGAGAAGACUCUCUCAUACUACAUGAAAGAAAGGGGAUACAAGGCAUAG
This is a messenger RNA of Penicillium atrosanguineum, 4362 nucleotides long. RefSeq lists its product as uncharacterized. The coding region runs from base 1 to 4362 and encodes 1453 amino acids. Lineage: Eukaryota; Fungi; Ascomycota; Eurotiomycetes; Eurotiales; Aspergillaceae. The record is from RefSeq and is a predicted model, not a curated record. Gene Ontology annotation, biological process: nucleoside metabolic process. Gene Ontology annotation, molecular function: catalytic activity; protein binding. The transcript has a single exon.